AUGGCUCCUAAAUUUGAACAGGUGUUUACAAUGAGAGGAUAUAUGAAUAAAGAGAAUACGGUUAACCUCAAUGCCAUCAAGAACGGGGCAACUCGAAUCAUCGUCCCUAUCACUCACGGAUUCAUCAAGGGUGCCGGCCUCGAAGCCGAAAUCCUACCCGGCGGUGGUGACUGGAUUUUGUUGGAUGCUUCCACGGGUGUCUCCCAUCUAGAUGUUCGCACUCAGGCCCGAACUUCCGAUGGUCAUUCACUCUACGUACACUACCACGGCGUCCUGAAAGUUGACGAGGCUGGGCAGCAGGUGCUUGGGUGGAGCCCGGACGCCAAAACAACCAAGUCUGGGGAUCAUGAAUGGUUCUCUGCUCCGAUCAUGGAGACGAGCGACCCGAAGUUCAAAUGGGUUGAGACAAGCCUGUGGGUUGGUCAGGGACACUGGGUGGUUGACGAGACUGGCUACGCGGUAGAAUACGAGAUCUACAAGGUGGUCAACUAA
Messenger RNA from Cladophialophora yegresii CBS 114405, 492 nucleotides. RefSeq lists its product as uncharacterized. NCBI's taxonomy places the organism in Eukaryota, Fungi, Ascomycota, Eurotiomycetes, Chaetothyriales, Herpotrichiellaceae. The record is from RefSeq and is a predicted model, not a curated record. The transcript has 2 exons. Bases 1 to 492 code for a protein of 163 amino acids.